Molecule: messenger RNA, 1729 nt
Organism: Beta vulgaris subsp. vulgaris (sugar beet)
Lineage: Eukaryota; Viridiplantae; Streptophyta; Magnoliopsida; Caryophyllales; Amaranthaceae
Product: protein ASYMMETRIC LEAVES 2
Exons: 5
Coding region: 447-1223 (258 amino acids)
Source: RefSeq, a predicted model, not a curated record
ACUCACUCACUAUAAAUCUUCUCUUCACUUUCUCCGCGCCUCCUUAGCCUUUGCUCUUGGGGGUGCUACAUACUACAGACUACACCCAUCUAUCAAUAUUCCUUCCCCUUUUUUUUCUCCUCUUCUUUCUCUCUCUACAAUCUCCAAACACCCCCUCUUUCUCUCUCUAGAAUUACAUACAUAUCGUACAUCAUCAUCAUCAUCAUCAUCAUCAUAUUCAUUACCAUCACCAUCAUCAUCAUCUUUUUCUUUGCAAAGUUUUCCGUUCAAAUCUGGUGAAAGCUGCUGAUCGAUCAUACAAAAAAACAGCUACUUUGUUUAGCUCUAGCUGUUGCUGAAGAAAGAGUUCCAAAAACAAGAAAAAUCCUCUUCUUACAUCAAAUCUUCUUUUAAAAGUCUGUCUGAAGGAUUAAAUUUCACAAGAAUCAAAUUACAAACUGCAAGAUAUGGCAUCGUCGUCGAAUUCGCCGUGUGCGGCGUGCAAGUUUCUAAGGAGAAAGUGUCAACCAGAAUGUGUUUUUGCACCAUACUUCCCACCAGACCAACCUCAAAAGUUCGCAAACGUGCAUAAAGUGUUUGGUGCUAGCAACGUGACCAAACUUCUUAACGAGCUCCACCCUCACCAGAGGGAAGACGCCGUAAACUCAUUAGCUUACGAGGCAGACAUGCGUCUUCGAGAUCCAGUCUACGGCUGUGUAGGAGUCAUUUCAUUACUGCAACAUCAACUUCGUCAGCUACAAAUGGACUUAUCAUGUGCUCGUACUGAGCUAUCUAAGUACCAAAACUUCACAUUCCCUACCCCCGCUACAAAUAAUUGUAGCGGAGGUGGGAUUUUAGCGGCUUCUGCUGUGGCGAGCACUGCUUCCGCCACAGCAGAAGCCGCUCACCACCACCAUCAUCAUCCCCAGUCUCUAGGGAUUGGACUACUGGGGAUUGGUGGUGGUUUAACUGGUGCGGCGAGAGACCAACAACAACUGUACUCGCCGCACCAGUUUUUCCCUAACCAUCACCAAACUGGUGUUGGUUUAGGGAUAAAUACUUUAAGAGGGUUUGAUAUGGCGGCUGGUGGUAGUGGUAAUAACCAUGGCUAUGACACUGGACUUCUUGCUAUGAAUAUGAAUGUAUCUGCUGCUGCUGGUAUAGGCCAGCUAACUCAGCUUCAUCAACAGCCUACUGCUAGGGCUGCCGGAGGGGAUGACCGCCGGAGUAUUGAUCCGUCUUAAUCUACAUAAACAUUUUCUCCAUUUUCAUGUCAUGGCUCCUUGCAAACCCUACCACAGUAAGAGAUUCAGGAUAGUGUGCAGUGGAUGUUUUGCUACAAAUACAUAUAAGGUUUGUACAACUUGGAAAACCUAGGAGAAUUCAAUAUCUUGAGAUGAGAGAUUGAAAAACCUAGCAACAUAAAACUAAAGCGAGACAAAAGAAAGAGGAAGUUGUCCUCAUAUAUCUUAAUUAUUAACAUCUUUACAUCAAAUUUUUUUGCCAUAUAUGUGUAUCUAUUAUCUGUUUAAGAAUUCGAAAUUAUGUCAUAUGUUAUGGGACAAAUACAUGUGUUCUAGUGUAUUAGUCUUGUCAUUUUGCCCACAAUUUCUUCAUGGUCCUCUUUAAUUAAUUGUCUCACCCACAAUUGGAGCUGUGUUUUUUAUAGGAAUUCUCUAUUUAGUAUAGCUAGCAAGAUAGGUUAAAGCUUGAAAAGAUCAACAAUCAAUAUAUUGUCUGAUUUUUUGAA